AUGGAGGACGCCUCGGAUCGUGAGCUAUGCAACUUCCGCUAUGUGUCCAAACAUUGGCAGAAACACGUCGACGCCCACCUCGGCCGGCAUCUCGUCCUCGAUGCCUACACCGCCAGUAGCAAGGCAGGCACGUACCUGCACGAUGGGCGGCGCGCACCCCUGAUUUCCGAUGUGCACCGGUACCACUUCCUGGCGCCGGUCGCCGGCCCCUGCGAGGUGCCGGCGCUGGCGCGCGCCGUCCUCGCGCACACGCGCGUCCUCGAUCUGCGCCGCAUUUCGCGCCUCAGCCCGCUGGUCGCCAUCCUCCCCCUGCCUAAGCUGGAAACCCUGCGCGUCUACCCGCACAGCGCGUCGCCAUGGAUCCACCAUCCGCUCACCCCGCUCUCGUGGAAGUGCCUCUACGACGGGGGAAGAUACGGGGCCGCCCUCCCGGCUCCGGAGAUGCCUGCUGCGCGCCGCCUCGUCGUCUUCUUUUCUCCUGAUGAGCGCGAAAUACAGUGCGAGAUAUACCAGACGCCCGGCAUCUUUCCAGGCGUCGAGGAGCUCGUCGUCCAUUUCUACCCUGUCAGUCCGUGGCUGCUCUUUCCCCAGCUGCUUAUGACGUACGGAUUGCACCGCCUUGGUCCCCGCACAGCGACGUUCAUCUUCACUGACGAUGGCCCGACGUCCAGGCCCAACCAGUACCAGCCUCUACCGGCGGCUCGGCUUGCCGAGCUCGUGUCGCUGCUUCCUGAGGACGUGAGAGUGACGGUCGUUGGCUUCGAGGUCUUCACCAGACACCCUAACUAUGACAGCGCGGUCGUCGCGCAGGACUUCGAGUUGCACAGUGAGCUGAGGCGCGUCGUCUUUGUUGAUGUGUGUACGUUUCAGGAGCAAAUUGGAGCAGCGACGUGGGCUCUAUACUCCGAGAAGCCUCCUGAGGUACCUGUGCACGAGCGCGUGUUAACCAACCCGUGGUAGACCAGUUCAUGAGUCUAUCACGGCAAUGAAGGCAGGGCAGUCCGCAUAGAGCGGUCAUUUCACGCAAGAGAUUGUGUGAAUUGGUCUGACACCUGGUGGUACUUCGCGUGCUGCUGAAACCCCCAACUUGUUGAGCUGAUGAACCCGAUCUCACAUAACACAAGGCUACGUACAUUUAGAAUGAUGCAUGGACU
This is a messenger RNA of Cutaneotrichosporon oleaginosum, 1154 nucleotides long. NCBI's taxonomy places the organism in Eukaryota, Fungi, Basidiomycota, Tremellomycetes, Trichosporonales, Trichosporonaceae. The record is from RefSeq and is a predicted model, not a curated record.